CACAGACCACAGACCGCGCCGCGCUUUUCUUUUCCCUUUCCCCUUCCCCCCCAACGAAUAACGCUCCACUUUAUUUCCCUCUCCUCUCUCUUUCAUAAAUCAAAAACCAUGCCUAUUGCAAAGAUCUCUCCUUCAUUGCUCUCUGGAGACUUUGGCAUCCUCGCUGCAGAAUGCAAACGCAUGGUCUCUCACGGUGCUGACUGGUUGCACAUGGAUGUCAUGGAUGGUCACUUCGUUCCCAAUAUUACCAUUGGCGCCCCAGUGAUUUCCUGCUUGUCUAAACACCUGGAUGCUUUUUUGGAUUGCCAUAUGAUGGUAUCCAACCCUGAGAAAUGGGUCGACGAUUUCGCCAAAGCGGGUGCAUCUCUUUAUUGCUUCCAUAUCGAGGCCACCAAUGAUGCCUCCGCAUUGAUCGACAAGAUUCAUGCUGCAGGUAUGAAGGCCGGUGUGGCUGUCAAGCCCAAGACACCCAUCUCAACUGUCAUGGAAUUGGGUCAUAAGAUGGACAUGUGUUUAGUCAUGACAGUCGAACCCGGUUUCGGUGGACAACGUUUCAUGGCAGAAUGUAUGCCUAAAGUCAAGGAACUUCGGGCCAAAUUCCCAGAACUGGAUAUUGAGGUGGAUGGUGGCAUUGCUUUGGAAAACAUUGAUAAGGCUGCAGAGGCUGGCGCUAAUGUCAUCGUCGCAGGAACCUCCAUCUUCAAGGCCGAGGAUAUCACUGGAACCAUUGAGACCUUCAGGAAAAAAGUCAACGAGGAGCAGGCUUUAUUGGCAAAGAAAUAAGGGGAAUAAAUAUGGAAAUGAAGUUUACAAGGACAGAGAGGAUAUGGUGUAGAGAAU
Lobosporangium transversale is the source of this 840-nucleotide messenger RNA. Its product is annotated as ribulose-phosphate 3-epimerase. Gene Ontology annotation, molecular function: metal ion binding; D-ribulose-phosphate 3-epimerase activity. Lineage: Eukaryota; Fungi; Mortierellomycota; Mortierellomycetes; Mortierellales; Mortierellaceae. The record is from RefSeq and is a predicted model, not a curated record. The transcript has 3 exons. Gene Ontology annotation, cellular component: cytosol. Gene Ontology annotation, biological process: pentose-phosphate shunt, non-oxidative branch; carbohydrate metabolic process; pentose-phosphate shunt. Bases 109 to 783 code for a protein of 224 amino acids.